UGGUGGAUAUGAUUGCUGAAGUUGUCAUUUCUCAAACUUAUACAAAUGUCGAAAACGAUACAAUUGAAGCGAUCUAUAAAUUUCCAACACACGAAUCUGCGGCUAUAUGCGCCUUUGAGGCUGAAAUUGAUGGUAAAAAAAAGGUCAAAGGUAUUGUUAAAGAAACACAAGAGGCCGUAAAAGAAUACAAUACUGCUAUUCAGGAAGGACAUGGUGCUUUUCUAUUGAAUGGACAACUUCCAGAUGUAUUCGAAUGUAUGGUCGGGAACAUUCUUCCAAAACAGACUACUGAACUUAAACAUGACUCAGAAACCGAAAAAAUUCGUUUUGUAAUUCCCACUUCAAUUGCUCCGAGAUAUGGAAGCUAUGGACCAUCAGAAAUUUCUUCUUUCGCGAGCAAUUUACCCCUUGUCAACACUGUUAAUCCAACUAGCAAUUUAUCAAUUUCUGUUACGUGUCGAAUGACAUCCAUCAUUACAAGUAUUGAAUCACCAUCCCACUAUAUCUCAACUGAAUUAAAUAUCGAUGGGAACCCAAAAAUUUCUCGAAUUACUUUGAAUGAGCAGACAACUUAUUUGGAAAAAGAUUUCGUGUUGGUCGUUAAGAGUCAAGGUCUUGAUCAACCAAGAGCAUUUAUUGAAUAUAAUCCAGUGACCGAGACGAAUUGUGCUAUGUUAACUUUGGUUCCAAAAUUUGCUAUCAAUCCAACUUUGACCGAAUUGAUAUUUGUUGUUGAUAGAUCUGGCUCUAUGGCGGAAACUCCUAUCCGAAAGGCCGCUCAAGCGCUUGAAUUAUUCCUACGAUCACUCCCAGAAGAUUCUUUUUUCAAUGUUGUAUCAUUUGGUAGUCAUUACGACUCACUUUUUCCGAAAAGUCAACCUAAUUCUCAAUCGACGAUCUCAGCCGCCCUUUCGCUUGCUCAAAAUAUGACAGCGAAUUAUAAUGGAACAGAAAUGUAUCAAUGUUUGAAAUGGGUCCUUGAAAAUAAGAGAAAUGAUAUGCCAACUGCCAUAAUUCUUCUUACAGAUGGUAGUGUUUGGAAUGUAGAUCAAAUUGCCGAAUUGGUUCGAUCAAAGGUAGAAGAAAGCAAUGACCUUCGUUUAUUCCCUUUGGGGAUCGGAAGGAAUGUAUCUCAUAAUUUAGUAGAAGCUGUCGCACGCGCUGGAAAAGGAUACGCACAAUUCAUAACUGACUAUAAUAACGAUGGAUUUGAAAAAAAAGUUAUUGGAUUUUUGAAAAAUUCAAUCAGACCUCCAAUUAAAGAUUAUAAAGUCGAAUGGACUGAAAAUGGUGUCAUAGAA
Molecule: messenger RNA, 1301 nt
Organism: Racocetra persica
Lineage: Eukaryota; Fungi; Glomeromycota; Glomeromycetes; Diversisporales; Gigasporaceae
Source: the annotation of a GenBank genome assembly